UGAUUAAUAAUGGGUUUGAACACGGUGUUACGAUUUACAAUGAACUUCAUGGUCUCCCUGGCUAUGAUACUAGGUUACGUGGCAGUGGGGGCGGUAGUGUUCGUGUCCCUGGAGUGGCAGGAUGAACAGGAGCGGGGCAAACAGGCUCACCACAUGCUCCAGAAGUUUCAGAAGAAGUACAAUCUGUCAAAAGAUAAUGUCUCAGAUUUUAUUGAAGUGUUUUCUGAAAUGAACAAGCUUAUGAAAGGACACCUUAGACACACCAAGCCAGAAAAUGUGUGGACUUUCGAGGGAGCUUUUUACUUCUGUACGACAGCCAUCACUACUAUCGGUACUGGCAACAUAACACCCAACACAAGCGCUGGAAGAUGGUUCUGUAUUGCUUACGUCCUUCUCGGUAUACCUCUCUUAUCUCUGUUCUUUGGAAUGACUGGAUAUUAUCUCACACAGUUACUCAGACUUGCCAUACUCAAGAUAGAAGGUUGCUCCAAAGUGAGAAUGAAGUUGUUCCUGCGACAGUGCACAUUUGUAAUGAUCACCUGGUUUAUAGGUGCUAUAUGUCUGUGUGUGUAUGCGAUGUGGAUGUACUACAGUAUCUCACACUGGACUAUUGGGGAGAGUAUCUACUUUUCUCUAACUACCUUCUCAACUAUAGGUUUUGGGGACUACACAAACUAUAACGGUACCCAAAGCGAGUUUCCUCUCGUAAUCUCCUCCUUUGUAGUGCUGACAUUAAUGUUACCAGCCUCCAGCUUACUAUUCAGCACUACAGCAGAACUGCUGCAAACGCUGAUUUGCCCGAUUUAUAUAAAAUCCGGACUGGUGAAGAAAUCAGAACUACAACGAAUACUUGCAGAAGAUCAGUUAUUGUACAAGUAUAGAAAAAUGAAAAAAGAAAUGAAGGAGUACGACACUUUUAAGAGGGCUACGAGACACGAUUUAGACAGACAGCACUUAAUUAACGAAGAAGAAGAGGAUGAUAAGGAUUUCCUGCACGAAUCUUCUUUAGGGUACGGUAUAAUACAAGAAUAUCUAUCUGGUAUAGAAAGUGAUGAUGGUGAUGGUUGUUCAUCAUGUGAUGACGGUUUAGGUACCGGACGACCCCAGAGCCAGGAUUAAACUGGAAUAUUCUACAACUUUAUAGAACAUUCCCUACAAUCUGUCAGAUUGAAGUGAAUAAUGACAACAAUCUGUGCUAAGAGUAACCACUCAGAAUAAACCACCACUGGUCUUAGAACCACAACGGAAACGAUCUAGGUUAGUUUUGAUUGAAGGAAUGUUUGAAAUUGAAGCUCCGGAUUUACUGUAAUGCCUGGUUAUUAAAAGCAGUUUCUCCUCUGAAUUAUUAUUGUUUGUCUCGAUUUAAAGACCGAUUUUUAACUAUUUGAGUGUAUUUGAAGACUGGAUAUUCGUGAAGAUUUUAAAUAUUUGUGCUUUUAUGUAUAAUUUCGUAUGCUUGUGAAGCAAGUUGUCAUGAAACGAUAUUUUUAAAAUAAUUUUUAUGUUUUUGAUAACUGUAUUUACAAUUUACAUCUGAAUUUCAUAUAAAAUCAAAAACUGAACGACAUAUCUUUACUUGUAACCAGCAGGCUGUAGUCUUACAAAACAAAAAUGACCGUAAAUCCACAA
Messenger RNA from Bolinopsis microptera, 1629 nucleotides. RefSeq names its product potassium channel subfamily K member 15-like. Bases 10 to 1119 code for a protein of 369 amino acids. Gene Ontology annotation, cellular component: plasma membrane. The transcript is spliced from 9 exons. Gene Ontology annotation, molecular function: potassium ion leak channel activity; outward rectifier potassium channel activity. Gene Ontology annotation, biological process: stabilization of membrane potential; potassium ion transmembrane transport. Lineage: Eukaryota; Metazoa; Ctenophora; Tentaculata; Lobata; Bolinopsidae. The record is from RefSeq and is a predicted model, not a curated record.